AUGCCGUCGUUACUACUAUCUUGGUUUUUAUUCCAUGCUCUCAUACUAGCCUUCGUCGCUGGCUACAAGAUUGACCAAUCGUGCGAAGACAAGGGCAUUACGCAAGACAUUCGUGAUGCUAUGACUUCGGCUAUCGAGAAGGCUGCCGGAGCAUACGAUACCCUGACAUCUCCACUAAGCGACGAUGCACUCGAACUUCUGGGUUUCCUGUUCGCGAAAGAUGGUGUGAGUCCGGCCGAACUCAUGGACAAGGGCAAGUUCGGCAAGACCAUAGGGGUUUUGCAAAACAUCAAUGCAAACAUGUGGAAGGAAGUGACUGGUACCGCCGAGGUACUUCCUGAAGACGUGGUCAUCUUUUGCCAUUAUGAUCGCUGGAAACCGGUGGAAGGAGAGAAGGACCUUUAUCGAGAUUCUACAAAUGGUGUGCGACUAAAGUUCCGUGAGCAAGCAUGUAGAGGUAAUACGGUCCUCGACAAGAUUGCCCUGGCAGUCACCUUCAACCCGGAAACAGAGGUUGUCUGGAAGAACGGAAGGCCCAUCGCCGGUACCGGUAUGCAACCUGCCCAGAUUCAGCUAUGUACUUGGUUCGUCGAUUGGAUCAAGCAGAAGAAGUUCAAGCUUUCUGGUGACGUUCAAAAGAGAACGAAGAUUGGGAGGGCGGUGAUCAACGCGGCCGAAUGGAGACAAUUCGGUCUCAGACAGAUUGGUGAGUUGUACAAAGAUUCGACUAAAGGCAAAAACUGA
Messenger RNA from Alternaria viburni, 744 nucleotides. RefSeq lists its product as uncharacterized. The record is from RefSeq and is a predicted model, not a curated record. Bases 1 to 744 code for a protein of 247 amino acids. Lineage: Eukaryota; Fungi; Ascomycota; Dothideomycetes; Pleosporales; Pleosporaceae. The transcript has 3 exons.